This is a messenger RNA of Physella acuta, 3164 nucleotides long. RefSeq names its product cysteine desulfurase. Gene Ontology annotation, biological process: [2Fe-2S] cluster assembly. Gene Ontology annotation, cellular component: cytosol; nucleus; mitochondrion. Gene Ontology annotation, molecular function: cysteine desulfurase activity; pyridoxal phosphate binding. The record is from RefSeq and is a predicted model, not a curated record. NCBI's taxonomy places the organism in Eukaryota, Metazoa, Mollusca, Gastropoda, Physidae.
AAAUAAAUGCGAAGUUCGCAAACAAGCGAAGUUACAUAAUCUGCGUUAAGUAAGACCUCGAGCACACUUAAAUAUAGAUUCUAGAUCUAGAUCUAAUUGAAUACCUUUCGAUUGUCAUCUCUCCUACUUAAGAACAUUGUGUGAUUUGCAAGUAGCCUACAAGAAUGCUUUCACAUGUUUCGAGGCUGUCCAGACAGUUAGUUAAAGACGGGAGUCGAGUUUUAACUUCAUCGAUACACACGACAGCUAAUGAAAGCCAAAAUCAAGCGUCACAGAAAGAACAAACUGAUGAUGUUGCGACAACUCAGGUUACAAGGCAGAUGCCAGCAAGUGACAUGAGACCUUUAUAUUUAGAUGCACAAGCCACAACCCCACUGGAUCCAAGAGUUCUUGACAAAAUGCUGCCCUUUAUGUUGAGCAGAUAUGGUAAUCCCCAUUCACGUACUCAUGCCUAUGGUUGGGAGAGUGAGGCAGCCGUGGAGAAAGCCAGAAAGCAAGUGGCCAACUUGAUAGGUGCAGACCCCAAGGAAAUCAUCUUCACAAGUGGGGCCACUGAGUCCAACAAUAUUGCUGUCAAGGGUGUGGCAAGGUUCUACAAGAGCAAGAAAAACCACAUCAUCACCACACAAACUGAACAUAAAUGUGUCCUUGAUUCUUGCCGGGCUUUGGAAGCUGAAGGAUUUGAGGUGACAUACAUGGGUGUUAAAACUAAUGGCAUAGUUGAUGUAGAGGAGCUAGAGAAAAACAUUCGCCCAGAGACUGUUUUGGUGUCAGUUAUGGCAGUAAACAAUGAAAUAGGUGUAAAACAGCCCAUAGCUGAAAUAGGUGCACUUUGCCGAGCUAAGAAAGUUUUCUUCCACACUGACGCUGCCCAGGCAGUUGGCAAGAUCCCAAUGAGUGUCAACCAGAUGAACAUUGACUUGAUGUCCAUCAGUGGUCACAAGGUCUAUGGACCAAAAGGUGUGGGGGCCCUGUUUGUCAGGAGGAGGCCCAGAGUAAGAAUAGAGGCGCUACAGAGUGGUGGCGGGCAGGAGCGAGGCAUGCGCAGUGGUACAGUGCCAACACCCUUGGUGGUCGGGAUAGGCGCAGCUUGUGAGCUGGCACAGGAGGAAUUGGCUUAUGAUUCCAAGAGAAUCGACCAGUUGUCCAAAAGGCUGGUGGACAAAAUCAUGGAAGCGUGUCCAAAGGUUGUGAGAAAUGGAGACAACCAACAGACCUACCCAGGUUGUGUCAACCUCUCAUUUGCAUAUGUGGAGGGGGAGAGUCUGUUGAUGGCACUCAAAGAUAUCGCUCUUUCUUCUGGAAGCGCCUGCACAUCAGCUUCACUGGAGCCAUCCUAUGUGUUGCGUGCCAUAGGAGCAGAUGAAGAUUUGGCACAUUCAUCCAUCAGGUUUGGCAUUGGGAGGUUCACAACAGAGGAGGAAAUAGAUUUUACAGUGGAUCGUUGUAUCUCACAUGUGAAGAGGCUGAGGGAAAUGAGUCCUUUGUGGGAGAUGGUCCAAGAAGGUGUGGACCUCAAGUCCAUCAAGUGGACACAGCACUAGGCCUGUGUCAGCACUAGGCCUGUGUCAGCACUAGGCCUGUGUCACCACUAGCCCUGUGUCAUCACUAGGCCUGUGUCAGCACUAGGCCUGUGUCAGCACUAGGCUUUGUGUCAACACUAGGCUUGUGUCACCACUAGGCCUAUGUCACCACUAAGCCUGUGUCACCACUAAGCCUGUGUGUCAUGCCUGCAUGUCAGUGUAAUUUGAUCAGACCAUCCGAACAAGUAAAAGUAAACACCCCCAAGAAGCUACAGAACCUGAAUCUCAAGCACUACACAUUGUCCUGGUUUAUUUUUUUAAUGAUCUCAUACAAUGAAGUUAUUUAAGUUCUAUUCAGAAAAUUUAUUGCAUAAUUUACCUCCUUUUUGAAUUUACUGAUAUCAGAGGAAAUGUGUUUGGCUGUAUACUCAGUAGCUGUUCCACAGUAACUAUACCAUAUAGGUAGUAGCUGUACUGUAUAUAAGCAGUAGCUGUACUGUAUAUAAGCAGUAGCUGUUCCUACUUUAUAGAGACAGCAGCUGUACUACAUUUAGAAAGCAGCAGUACUGUAAUAUACACAUAGCUAUACUAUGUAAGUAGUAAUAUUUGUGCAGUAGAUAUGUCACAUAUGCAGAAUGUGAACUUUACAAUGUAGACAGAUCACUACAAUUUUUUAUGGUCCAAUAUUUACCAUCUGUAAAUAGUACAAGAGCUAUCUUGGUUUUAACUCACAAAUAACUCAGGUUGGGAAAAAUUUGAAAGCGUGAGCAUGAAUUGCUAGUGAGCCCCAAACACAGAUCAGCUCAAGUAUUAAAUUGUACAUACAGUGACUCAAAUGUAAUCAGUUGCAUUUAUAACCCUUACAUUUGUGAUACCCGUAUACAAGUUGUGUAGGAAUGUCUGGUGUUGUGUACUUGAGUUUAAGCUGUCUUGAAGCAGGGAUUGGAAUGUGAUGUACAUGGUGGGUAGAUGUUGUCUAGUUGUCUUAGGUUGAGUGGGGUGGUUAUGUGGUGGAUGUUAUGGAUGUGGUGACUGUUGAUGUAUGGAGCAACAAAUGUAUAGUGUCACUGGCCAUUCAUAUGUUGCAUGCGGUGACUGUUGAUUUAUAUGUUGGAUGUGAUGACUGUUGAUUCAUAUGUUGGAUGGUGUCACUGGACAUUCAACAGUUGGAUGUUUUGACUGUUGAUUCAUAUGUUGGAUGUGGUAACCAGUCAUUCAACAGUUGGAUGUUUUGACUGUUGAUUCGUAUGUUGGAUUGGUAACCAGUUAUUCAAAUGUUGCACGUGAUAACUGUUGAUUCAUUUGUUGGAUGUGGUAACCAGUCAUUCAAAUGUUGCAUGUGAUGACUGUUGAUUCAUUUGUUGGAUGUGGUAACCAGUCAUUCAAAUGUUGCAUGUGAUGACUGUUGGUUGAUGGAGCAACAAAUGUAAUUGUGUGCCAGUUGUUUUUUUUUUUUUUUACUCGAGAUUAAACCAGAGAUUUUUACUUGACCAACACAAAAGGUACUCAGUUGUUACUUGACCAACACAAAAGGUACUCACUUGUUACUUGUGUUCUCAGAGGACUUGAAGCUUGCUGUUGUGAUGACCAUCCAAUGAUGGCUCCAAUUGGAUUGUUUCUUAUUAAAACAUUAACAAACAA